AUGCGCGUCUUUCUCAUCAAGACGGCAAAGGGCCUUUUCUCCUCUUCGGGUGGGUACAAGGCCAAUAACGCACUACUGCGCUACCUCUCGUCUAGAGGCCACUGUGUCCGCCAGCUAUGCUACUCUUACCGUGGCGAGGUGGAGAGCUAUAUGGACAGUGGCGAUGAGGUUGAUUCACGACUGCGUACUCGAGUUUUGCACAUGAGGUCGGAGAGCGACAAGCCCGGACAAGAUGUGCAAGUUCACGAGCUGUGUAUAGAAGAUGGUGUUGAGACCCUGGCGCUUGACAGCGAGGCUUUUGACGCUGCAUUUGGGGGCAAGGUCGACUCAUCGAACCAAAUGGCUAGGAUGUCAGCCGCGUAUAUCGAGAAUGGAACUUCGCCAGGACCGCUUAAGGAUUUCAUCUCUUUCCUCCAAGAAGAGAUCAGACGUUUUUCUCCAACACACAUCAUCUCCAACGACUGUCCAUCCAUGAAAGCUAGUCUCGCACCAGAGCUAGCUCAUCUAACCAUGUCUCGCAUAGCAGUCGUGCACACAGCCGAGCAACUCCCUUUCGGUCCCUUUGCCGGUGGCUUGCCUGGACAUUCGAGCACAACGCGCGAAGCAGAUCUUUUCCAACAGCUCGAUGGGAUCUGGAGCGUGUCUGAGACGAUACGCAAGUAUGCGCUUGAGCACGGCCGGCUGCAGACGCGCUUCUUGGUACAUCAUCCCUGGACUUAUCUGGUCGGGAAAGAUCAUACCAUCCCAGAUCAGGUCUUUAACUGGGACAAGAAGUUUGUUGGUAUGAUUAAUCCCUGCCCGGUCAAAGGUGGAAGUAUAUUGGUGGAUCUGGCAAGAGAGUGUCCGCAGUUGGAGUUUCUCACCUACAUGAGUUGGGGCGCCGAUGAUGCGACUGCGAAGAAUAUGGAAAACUUGUCUAACAUGACUGUCCGUCCGUGCUGCGCGGUAGAUAAAGAUCUCUGGCGCGAUAUCAAAGUCCUUAUCGUUCCAUCGCUAUGGUGUGAGGCCUGGGGCAUGGUGGUGGUAGAAGCUCACCUCCGGGGCAUUCCAGUUGUGUCAUCGAAUGCAGGUGCGCUAUCCGAGUCGAUGCUUGGGCUGGAUUAUAUCAUCCCAGUGACUCCUAUCACUGGACAGCGAGACGAGUCGGGGCGAUACACUAUACCCGGGCAGGAUGUAGCGCCAUGGGUUAAAGUUAUCACCAAGCUCAUGCAGGAUCGGUCGGAGUAUGAGAGGGUCUCGACCACUGUACGGAACGAAACGAUUACAUGGUUGAAAAGCAACAGUGAGGCGGAUAUCGAGACAUGGUUGAUGGGUAUGAGGACAGAGUCGGAGAUUUAA
This is a messenger RNA of Fusarium verticillioides 7600, 1338 nucleotides long. RefSeq lists its product as hypothetical. The transcript has 3 exons. The record is from RefSeq and is a predicted model, not a curated record. Gene Ontology annotation, molecular function: glycosyltransferase activity. NCBI's taxonomy places the organism in Eukaryota, Fungi, Ascomycota, Sordariomycetes, Hypocreales, Nectriaceae. Bases 1 to 1338 code for a protein of 445 amino acids.